GGCCAUGGCUUGGCUGAAUGGCACACAUGUGCUCUGAGGUGUCCCUGGCACCCUGAGAAGGGUCCCCCUGAGCUCUGUUGGGCACUGAAAACACUCCUGGAGCCAAGCAGGGAGUGGGGUGAGCCAGUAGAGGAGCUGGCCUGUUUCCCCCUCUCAAAUCCAUGCUGGAUUACCUUUCACCUGCCUGGCUGGGGUUUUUUAGAUCCCGAGCCUGAGCGUUGUGUCCCGACAGCAACUGUGGCACCUGGGCCAGGCGUGGGCAAAGCCACGUGGUCUCUGCCAUCCCACACUGGGGCUGAAUCACUGCCCUGGCUGGGAGCAGCCACCCAGGGCUCCACAGCCAGGAGAGGGUUGGUAAAGGGCAUUUCAUACCCAGCAAGAGCCCUGGGCCAGGGCCAGCUCUCCUGUGGGAGGAGGGAUCGCCCCCGGCCAUGGCAGGGGAAGGGCUUGUGCCUGCUUGCACUCACCACAGGAGGCUGGUGGAGAGAGAAGCUUCUCUGAAGCGCUGAGCAGCCAUGGAGAAGAUGCAGCAGAUCGUGGGGCGGGCCAGGGCCGCCUUCCAGUCGGGCCGGAGCCGCCCGCUGGAGUUCAGGAUUCAGCAGCUGAAGGCCCUGGAGAGGAUGGUGCAGGAGAAGGAGAAGGAGAUCCUGGCAGCCCUCAAGGCGGAUCUGAACAAGAGUGGGCCCAACGCCUACAGCCACGAGGUCCUGGGUGUGCUGAGGGAGCUGGGUCUGGCCAUGGAGAAGCUGCCGUCCUGGGCAGCCCCUCACCCUGUGAAAAGGGACCUGCUGACCAUGAGGGACGAGGCCUACAUCGGCUACGAGCCCCUGGGCGUGGUGCUGGUCAUCGGGGCCUGGAACUACCCCUUUGUGCUGGUCAUGCAGCCCCUGAUCGGGGCCAUCGCAGCAGGCAAUGCCGUGGUGGUGAAGCCGUCGGAGGUCAGCGAGAACACGGCUCGGCUGGUGGCUGAGCUCCUCCCACAGUACCUGGACAAGGAUCUGUAUGCUGUGGUCACUGGAGGAGUUCCUGAGACAACCGAGCUGCUGACCCAGAGAUUUGAUCACAUCCUCUACACUGGCAACGCUGCAGUGGGCAAAAUUGUGAUGGCAGCAGCUGCCAAGCACCUGACCCCUGUCACCCUGGAGCUGGGGGGGAAGAGCCCCUGCUACAUCGACAAGGACUGUGACCUGGCUGUCGCCUGCAGGCGGAUAACGUGGGGCAAGUACAUGAACUGUGGGCAAACCUGCAUCGCCCCAGACUACAUCCUGUGUGACCCAUCCAUCCAGAGCAAGGUGGUGGAGAACAUCAAGGCGACUCUGAAGGAAUUCUAUGGGGAGGACGUGAAGUCGUCUCCGGACUAUGAAAGGAUCAUCAACCAGCGUCACUUCAGGAGGGUCAAGAGCCUGCUGGAAGGGCAGAAGAUUGCUCAUGGGGGAGAGACUGAUGAGGCCUCCUGCUUCAUAGCACCAACCAUCCUCACGGAUGUUUCCCCGGAGUCCAAGGUGAUGGAGGAGGAAAUCUUUGGGCCAGUGCUGCCCAUUGUGACUGUGAAGAGCGUGGAGGAAGCCAUUGAGUUCAUCAGCCUUCGGGAGAAGCCCCUAGCCCUGUAUGUGUUCUCCAACAACAAGCAGCUGAUCAGACGGGUGAUAGCAGAGACCUCCAGCGGUGGCAUGACAGCCAACGAUGUCAUGAUGCACUCCCAGCUUCCAGAUCUGCCCUUCGGCGGUGUGGGCCACAGCGGGAUGGGCGCCUACCACGGCUGGUUCACCUUCGAGACCUUCUCCCACCGCCGCGCCUGCCUGAUCAAGGACCUGAGGUGGGAGGUUGUGAACAAACUGAGGUACCCACCUGGCAGCAUGGAGAUGAUGCAUUUGGCCAAGCUCUUCCUGCUGAAGCAGUGUAACAGGAGCAGAGUGGGACACUUCAUCUCGGCCCUGCUGGCGGCUGUGAAAGCCGUGGUGGCAAAGGUGUUGUGCCCCCAGUGAGAGGGGUGAUGGGCAGCCAGCCCUUGGACCCGCUGCUCGCUCCCUGCAGUCCUACUGCUGAACUUUGCUGCAAUUUCAUUUCUUCCAAGGCAGCCAGUACACUGAAGGGGUAGAAGACAAAAAAAAAAAAAAAAAAGCACCUAAAACAGAGACACCCCAAGUUAAAGGCUCCAGCUCCUGCUGAAACAGGAAUCUAUCCAGACCUAGUCCGUGGAUCAUGCCUGAGCAGUGAGUGGCAGAGGGAAGGAAAUAGCAUCCACCCUGCUUUGUAAACAGUAGCUCCUCUAAAAACUCCUGGGGACGUGGGAGUGUUUGUCACAAGGGUAUCUAAACAAAGCCAGUCGUUACUGAGCCUGUUAUCUCUGUAACACCUCACCUGAUCCCCAGAGGAAGCUGCUCAUCACAGCCAUAAUCCUGGGAAAUGAGGGUCUCACUGCAGGGGACAGUCCAGGCUGGUUGUCCCCAGAGCAGAGGGGAAGGAGCCUCGAAGAACCUGCAGCAUCUCAUCCUUGAAGGGCAUCAUGACUGAAUGGGUGAUGCUCCUUGCAGGGAAACCACCUUUAGUCAUCCAAGGUGUGCAAAAGCCACCUGAGCUGUGGCCAUGCUGUCCCAAGGACUUGAGAAGUGCCAGGGACUGUUGUGCUGCUGUAUUUGGGGCUACUGGGGCAAAGACAGGGGCACUGCUGCAACUGGAGUCCCAGGUCUCAGGCAUCCUUGGCCAGAGUGGCAGAGCAGCCACAGCCACCUCCUCUGCACCUGAAUUUCAGGGGUUUAUUAGUUUAUGGAUAGUCUUUUACCUCCAAACUUGUAACUGAGAGCUGCCCUUGACCCUUGCUGAAUAAAACCUUUAUUUUGCUGCGAAGGCCA
Vidua chalybeata is the source of this 2852-nucleotide messenger RNA. RefSeq names its product aldehyde dehydrogenase family 3 member A2-like. The record is from RefSeq and is a predicted model, not a curated record. Gene Ontology annotation, cellular component: cytoplasm. The transcript has 11 exons. Gene Ontology annotation, biological process: aldehyde metabolic process. Gene Ontology annotation, molecular function: aldehyde dehydrogenase (NAD+) activity. Lineage: Eukaryota; Metazoa; Chordata; Aves; Passeriformes; Viduidae. The coding region runs from base 516 to 1985 and encodes 489 amino acids.